CUCUCUUCACCUAUAUCAUUAUCCAUAUCUUCUUCUAUAUGUAUCCAAAGUCUCCAUGAGCUAGCUUUGAACUUCAUAUCACUCCUGCAAAUGCGAUAACAUAUUCAUGGCUUUUCGAGCAUGGUUAUUGGUUUUCUUCCUAGGAGUAGAACUGAGCACUUUUGUUUUCCAAUGCUCAGAGUCCAAGUAUAUCAAGUACAAUACAACAUCGACCAUUGUUCCUGGGAAGCUCAAUGUUCAUUUGGUCCCUCACUCUCACGAUGAUGUCGGAUGGUUGAAGACUAUUGAUCAGUAUUACCUUGGCACCAACAAUACCAUUCAAGGAGCGUGUGUUCAAGAUGUGCUGGAUUCUAUGGUUCCGGCUUUGUUGGCUGACAGGAAUCGCAAGUUCAUCUUUGUGGAACAGGCAUUUUUCCAGCGAUGGUGGAAUGAACAGAGCGAGGAGAUCCAAAGUAUAGUCAAGAAGCUUAUCAGCUCUGGUCAGCUGGAGUUAAUAAAUGGAGGUUAUUGCAUGCAUGACGAGGCGACUUCACAUUACAUUGACAUGAUUGACCAAACAACUCUUGGGCAUCGAUAUAUCAAAGAACAAUUCAAUGUAACUCCAAGAAUUGGUUGGCAAAUUGAUCCAUUUGGACAUUCUGCAGUGCAGGCUUACUUGUUUGGGGCUGAGGUUGGGUUUGACUCUCUUUUCUUUGCGCGUAUUGACUACCAAGACAGAGCUAAAAGGAAAAAUGAGAAAAGUCUUGAGGUUAUCUGGCGGGGCUCUAAGAGUUUUGGUUCAUCUGCACAAAUUUUUGCUGGUGCAUUUCCGGAGAAUUAUGAACCUCCCAGUGAUUUCUACUUUGAAGUGAAUGAUGAUUCCCAUGAUUCGCCUAUUGUUCAAGAUAACAUCAAUUUAUUUGACUAUAAUGUUCCUCAGCGCGUCAACGAGUUUGUAGCUGCUGCAGUAAAACAAGCUAACAUUACUCGCACAAAUCAUAUUAUGUGGACCAUGGGAACAGAUUUCAAGUACCAAUAUGCACAUACAUGGUUCAAACAAAUGGACAAGUUUAUUCAUUAUGUCAAUCAAGAUGGGCGUGUUAAUGCCCUCUACUCAACCCCAUCAAUAUAUACUGAUGCGAAACAUGCGGCAAGAGAGGCCUGGCCGAUCAAGACUGAUGACUACUUUCCAUACGCAGACCGUGAACAUGCUUACUGGACUGGAUUUUUUACUAGUAGGCCUGCCCUCAAAGUCUAUGUUAGAGUGAUGAGUGCCUACUAUUUGGCAGCAAGGCAAUUGGAAUUUUUUAAGGGGAGGAAUAAAUCGGGGCCCAACACAGACUCUUUGGCUGAUGCUAUAGCAAUUGCUAACCAUCAUGAUGGAGUUACUGGUACAGAGAAGCAGCAUGUGGCAUAUGAUUAUGCACUACGACUUGCAAUAGGUUACAAGGAGGCAGAGAAUGUUGUUGCAGAAUCACUUGCUGUCAUAGCAAACUUGAUAUCAAAAACUGGUUGGAGUCCGCAGACUAAGUUUCAUCAGUGUCCACUGCUGAAUAUAAGUUAUUGUCCUCCAUCAGAAGUUGAUCUGUCAAAUGGGAAAAACCUGGUAAUUGUUGUCUACAAUCCUCUAGGAUGGACAAGAAAGGAUGUUAUAAGGAUUCCCGUUAUCAAUGAAAAUGUGGCUGUUUGGGAUUCUAGUGGAAAAGAAGUUGAAUCACAGCUCCUACCUCUACUUGAUGUCUCUGUGGGAGUAAGGAAGUACCAUGUUAAGGCAUAUCUGGGUAAAUCUCCAAAAACAAUGCCUAGUUAUUGGCUCGCAUUUUCAGCAACAGUACCACCUCUUGGUUUCAGCACUUACAUUGUCUCAAGUUCCAAAUCGGCAGAUGCUACUUCUGUGAGACAAGAUUACAAGUCAGAAAGCAGAAAAGAUGGUACAAUACAAGUAGGUCCAGGAAAAUUGAAACUUAUUUAUUCUGGAAAUCAAGGAAAUCUUGCACAAUAUAUUAACAGCAAAAGUUUGGUUAAAGAAUCUGUACAACAAUCAUAUCUCUAUUACCGUGGAGAUGAGGGAAAUCAAACUGUGAAUCCUCAGGCCUCUGGUGCAUAUGUCUUUCGGCCAAAUGGUACAUAUCCCAUCAAAUCUGAUAACAAGGCUUCUUUUUCUGUUUUUCGGGGACCUUUAUUGGAUGAAGUACAUCAGAGGAUCAACUCAUGGAUAUAUCAGAUCACCAGAGUAUACAAGGAAAAAGAGCAUGUGGAAGUUGAGUUCCUGGUUGGGCCUAUACCUUUUGGUGAUAAAAUUGGCAAGGAGGUUGUAACUCAGAUUACAACAACACUGAAAAACAACAAGACGUUCUAUACUGAUUCUAGUGGGCGCGAUUUUAUUGAAAGGAUUCGAGAUUAUAGAAAAGAUUGGGACCUGGAAGUAAAUGAACCUAUUGCAGGAAAUUAUUACCCAAUUAAUCUUGGAAUUUACCUUAAAGACAACAGAAAUGAGCUCUCAGUCUUAGUGGAUCGAUCUGUGGGGGGAUCCAGCAUCAGGGAUGGGCAGCUAGAACUGAUGCUUCACAGGAGGUUGAUUCGAGAUGAUUCAAGAGGUGUUGGAGAGGCACUAAAUGAGACAGUUUGCAUUUCUAAGAAAUGUAGAGGACUAACUAUCGUAGGAAAGUAUUAUCUUAGAAUUGAUCCUUUAGGAGAGGGCGCAAGAUGGCGUCGAUCAUUUGGUCAGGAGAUAUACUCUCCACUUCUUGUAGCCUUCACUGAGCAGGAUGGACAUGAUUGGACAAAGUUACAUUUGCCAACCUUUCAUGGGAUGGCCCCCUCCUACAAUUUGCCUGAAAAUGUUGCAAUAAUAACCCUCCAGGAACUGGAAGAUGGAAAAGUUCUUUUUCGUUUGGCACACCUAUACGAGGUUGGAGAAGACAAGGACCUUUCAGUUAUGACAUGUGUAGAACUGAAAAAAGUUUUCCCAAAUAAGAAGAUAAAGAAGAUAACAGAAACGAGUUUAUCUGCUAACCAAGAAAGAACAGAGAUGGAAAGGAAGAGACUAGUCUGGAAAGUGGAAGGGUCUGCUGAAGAAGAAGAACCCAAGGUGGUGAGGGGAGGACCUGUUGAUCCCGCAAAGUUAGUGGUGAACCUUUCUCCUAUGGAAAUCCGCACCUUUGUCAUUGACUUCAGUUACUAAUGAAUGGUGGCGCAGUGAGAGUGAGAAGGUGAGAUCGUGAGACAGUGAAAGCUGACAGUGACAAAAUAAGAGUUUAGGACCGGACUGAACUGGACUGGACCGAAACCAGAUUUUUUUUAUUCUUAAGUCUAGACUGGUCUAAUCCCUAAAAAUAAUUAUGGAGUGCAGGUUUUUUUUUGUUGUUGAGAAUUAUUGAGUGCAAUUACUCUCAUUUCUUUCAUAUUUUUU
Messenger RNA from Quercus lobata, 3391 nucleotides. Its product is annotated as probable alpha-mannosidase At5g13980. The transcript has 29 exons. Bases 107 to 3163 code for a protein of 1018 amino acids. Gene Ontology annotation, biological process: mannose metabolic process. Lineage: Eukaryota; Viridiplantae; Streptophyta; Magnoliopsida; Fagales; Fagaceae. The record is from RefSeq and is a predicted model, not a curated record. Gene Ontology annotation, molecular function: carbohydrate binding; alpha-mannosidase activity.